AUGGGGAACUAUCAGGGCAUAAAUCCUACUUGGGUCAAUGUCGUAAUUCUUCAACGCACCCUCAACCUUCUUGUUGCAGUAGUGGAUAUUCGUCACCACAGUCCUCAAUUGGCCUCCACCCAAAGCCCUCCCUCCAGUCAAAGUUCACUGGCAGAUCUGACUUCAUUUUCUCCUGUGUCUUUUGCUCGUUCGCAACCUCGCAUUCAAGUGUCCUCACUGUUGGCUGAUCCGCACACCAGGUCUUACGAACUAGAAAUUGUGCAGCAUCCACUAAGGACAGCGGAAUUUGGGGCGGCAUAUCUAUCCAGAGUGCCUUUAACCCCGCCAAUUAUUGCAAGAUUGACAGUCAGAGAUUCAUCUCGCAACUCCGUCAUUCCAGUGGCAGAGUUACCGUUCCUUGUUGCGCAUUUGUCAUUAUAUUCUGGAGACGGUGCGACUGCCCUUGACAUGGGUUCAUUCAUUGGGAGAGGCGUUUUACAAAAUCCACCUACGCUUUACGGGCACCUUGUUUCUACUGUGGAACAAUUAGAAGACUUGCAGGGAAACACGGGUUUGUUCUUUCUCUUCCCUGAUGUCAGCAUCCGCCUGCGCGGCCGUUAUCAAAUUCAGGUCACCCUUUCCAGACUUAGCAAUUCUGGAUUACCGGGCCUAGCUGAACAUGGUACAUACCUCGCUGAAGCCCGGACCAGGCCAUUCGAUGCGCUCCCUCUUCAUGAAUACAUCGUUGCGCCCUCAACGCGCUUAUCUCAAAGUUUCAUUCGACAGGGUGCACGAAUGUUUGCAAACGCCUCCUACCCACCUCACCGGUGA
Molecule: messenger RNA, 810 nt
Organism: Psilocybe cubensis
Lineage: Eukaryota; Fungi; Basidiomycota; Agaricomycetes; Agaricales; Agrocybaceae
Exons: 6
Coding region: 1-810 (269 amino acids)
Source: RefSeq, a predicted model, not a curated record